Molecule: messenger RNA, 2825 nt
Organism: Neopsephotus bourkii (Bourke's parrot)
Lineage: Eukaryota; Metazoa; Chordata; Aves; Psittaciformes; Psittacidae
Gene: PAIP1
Product: poly(A) binding protein interacting protein 1
Exons: 11
Coding region: 1143-2570 (475 amino acids)
Biological process (GO): regulation of translational initiation
Molecular function (GO): translation activator activity; protein binding; RNA binding
Source: RefSeq, a predicted model, not a curated record
ACCCCCUCAUGAGUGAUGAACAGAGUUUGACCUGACUCCACCUCAGGCUUUGGCUUUGGCUGUAGAAGGGACAGAGCACCUUUGUGGGGUCAGGACCAGCUGUGGUGUGUUAUGGGCACCCUGUGUCUCCAUUAUCUGCCUCAUCUUGAAAGCAUAUUGUGUUGUGAUGGAGUUUGCAAAGUGAGUAGAUUAAGGCUCUGGGCUAAAACUGAACAGGAAUAGGUGAAUUAAAUUGUGAGCAGGCACUUAAACUCAGUCACCCACAGUUAAUGUGGGUUGAUAUUAGCAAAAUAUUAGCAAAUAUUAGUUAAUAUUUGUAAAAUGCAUUACAGAGAUAUAUAAUUGGCUCUUCCAGUUAGUUCCUGUUGGUGUGGAAGGUUUAAAAAGUUAUAUCAGAAUAAGUUUGUUACCAUGUCAUGCACAAUUAUACAUGAAAAUACAUUAUUCUGAAUAAGCAUAUUUAUAUGAAGUGACUCUAGCUGUACAAUCAUGUUGCCAUGUUAGCGGCUCAAGCGUAGAACUCGGGCUGCAGCUGUGCACACAAACGCCUCUCCUCUGCCUAUAUGUGCGUAGUGGAGCUACAGGUCUUCUGCUACGUGUAGCAGCAGUCUUGGUGCUGGUGGGCUCACCUCGCGCUGUGCGUUCCUGCAGGGGAACAAUCACGAGAACAUACUGUUUUGUGAGAAAUGCCGUGCCCAAGCUUCCCUGCUGUUUGGGAGGCGUGACGAGGUGCGGCCCCGGAACCGGCUGCUGACACCCGCAGCCAGCUAGAAAGCGAUCCCGUGCUGUGGUGGGGGGUGCAGACCUAUGAGCUGUGGACAGGCUAGGUUGUCCUCGCGUCCGGUAACAGCCUCUGUUCCUCCGCGGCAGCCGAGCUGGGCGACACUCACCCGGGCCCGGUCGAGCUGCCGUCCCUGCGCCGGGGUUGCUAUGGCGACAGGCAUGACAAGUGCCGCGAGGGGGCGCUGUCAGCCUUGCUGGUCCGCGACCAUCGUGGCGCUGGGGUGGGGGUGAAACUGAAAGUGAAGGGUUCGGGCCGCGGCAAGGCGGGACUCAGCAGCCGCCCUGCCCCUCUCCCCGUUCCGCCCCCACGCCGUUCGCCGGCUGCCUCCCAGAAGCGCUUGAGCUGCCCCAGCGUGAGCAUGUCGGAUGUUUUCGACCGAACUCCGGGUGCCGGCCGACGCCGGGGUGCGGGCUGGGAAGGCACUGCUGUCCCCGGUGGUGCGGGAGCCCCGGAGAGUGGCGAUGGGGCCCCCCUUGGGGGAAGCGGUUCAAACAGCUCAGGCUCGGCUGACGAGCAGCAACACCAAGCAGGCGGCCUCUUCCCGCAGCAGGAAUCACUGCGGCCUCCGAAGACUGCGCCUCUGGGCACCGGAAUCGCAGAGCACCUGCCACAGACAGGGAUUCCAUCUGGAUCACAAGAUAAAGUUUCAGCUCUUGAUUCUGAACCAGAAACGGCUGAAUCUCAAGUGGCUGCAGCUCCUGUGAUAAGAUCAAACUUGUCUGUCAAAGCACCUGAGUUUUAUCCACCAGGAUACGUCCAGAACUUCAAUCAGAACUUUGCGGAUUCUUCCUUUGAAGAUAGAUACGAUGGCUAUCUGACUUUGGUGGAAUAUGUACAAGACUUCCUAAAUCACCUCACCGACCAACCAGCUUGUUUUGAAACUGAAAUAGAGCAGUUUGCUGAAACACUGAAUUCCUGGGUCACUUCAGGUGAAGAUUUACAAGGGCUUGUUGAGCUCAUCUAUCAGCAGGCCACAUCUGUCCCAAAUUUUUCGUACAUGGGAGCUCGGUUGUGUAACUAUCUGUCUCACCAUCUAACCAUUAGUCCACAAAGUGGGAACUUCCGACAACUGUUACUUCAAAGGUGUCGAGCAGAGUAUGAAAACAGGGAUGAAGCCACCAGAGCAGAUGAGACUACUCAAAAAGAGUUUCAUGCCUUUGUGCUCUUCUUAGCUGAACUCUACCUUAAUCUAGAGAUUAAAGGAACAAAGGGACAGGUAAUGCGAGCAGAAAUUCUUCAAGAAGGCCUUCGGGAAUUACUAAAUGCACUCUUGUCUAAUCCUGUGGACAGUAAUCUGAUAUGUGCAGUGAAACUGCUGAAGUUGACAGGCUCAGUUUUAGAAGAUGCCUGGAAAGAAAAAGGAAAAAGUGAUAUGGAGGAUAUUAUUCAGAGAAUUGAAAAUGUUGUGUUGGAUGCAAACUGUAGCAGAGAUGUGAAACAUAUGCUUCUGAAACUAGUAGAAUUGAGAUCAAGUAACUGGGGUAGAGUUCAUGGAUCUUCUGCACAUACAGAAGCUACCCCUGAAAAUGACCCUAACUAUUUUAUGAAUGAGCCAACAUUUUACACUUCUGAGGGUGUUCCUUUCACUGCAGCAGAUCCAGAUUAUCAAGAAAAAUACCAAGAGCUGCUUGAAAGAGAGGAUUUUUUUCCAGAAUAUGAAGAAAAUGGAACAUACCUGCCAGGACCUGGAGAUCCGUAUUUUGAUGACAUUGAUGAUGAGAUGGAUCCAGAAAUUGAAGAAGCAUAUGAAAAAUUCUGUCUAGAAUCAGAACAUACAAAAAAAUAGUGAGAUGUUACACAUUAAUAUUAGUUUAUUAAGCCACUUUAUGGUUAGAAUUCAUGGGGAUAAAAACAUUUGUACCAAAACAGGGAGCUUGAGUUUCUCCAAGUACUAAAGUUACACAAUUUUCAUUAAUAGAAACUGCCAAAAAUUGUAAACUCAUGCCCUGUAUCUUAAAAUGUUGUGUAUAUAAUCAUAGUUUAUUUUAUGUACAGGUAUAUGAACUAUGUUUUGGCUGCAAUAAAAAUUAUUUUAAAAUUA